Odobenus rosmarus divergens (Pacific walrus) is the source of this 2552-nucleotide messenger RNA. RefSeq names its product trafficking protein particle complex 12 (gene TRAPPC12). Lineage: Eukaryota; Metazoa; Chordata; Mammalia; Carnivora; Odobenidae. Gene Ontology annotation, cellular component: TRAPP complex; Golgi apparatus. The record is from RefSeq and is a predicted model, not a curated record. The transcript is spliced from 12 exons. The coding region runs from base 53 to 2413 and encodes 786 amino acids. Gene Ontology annotation, molecular function: protein binding.
GCGGCAGCAGGUGACCGCUUCCCCAACCCCAGGGGGCAGGGGGCAGGGGACCAUGGAGAACACUAACGGCGCCAAGCAGAGCGUGAUUGAGGACUCGAGUCCGGCCGAGGGGCAAACCCGGAGCACCACUCCGCAGGGAGAGCAGGGGCAGCUGCUUUAUCACGAGGAAACCAUUGACCUCGGUGGAGACGAGUUUGGGUCUGAAGAGAAUGAGACUAUAUCGGAAGAUUCUAAUAAUUUCGUAGAUAAGCUUAACGAGCACCUGAUGGAGAGCGUCCUCAUUUCUGACUCUCCUAAUAAUAGCGAAGAUGACGCAGGUGACCUUGGCUGUUUGCAGGAUGUUGUGGAGCCUGCAGAAGGCAACGCUGGUCCCACACUGGAAAGUCUCGGGGACGAAGGAGCAGUGGACACCCUGAGCAAGGACAGUGAAAGUGAUGGAGAGAUUGCAUCUAACGAUAUCCCUGACACAACCCCCGACCCGGACCACAACCAAGUCAGAGGUGUGCCUGCCUCGGGAGAGGAGGGUGCAGAGGACCCUGGCCCGGGGGACGGGAGCACUCAUCCGGAGGGGCCGGGGUGCGCCCCACCUCCGAGACAGCCCCCUCCCAAUGAGGAGCCCGUCCCAGUGUGCACCAUCUUCAGCCAGUCGCUUCCCGCCCGCUCCCAGCCGCCCUUGCUCCUGCGGGAUGGCUUCGAGUCCCAGAUGGUGAAGUCUCCGAGCUUCAGUGGUGCGAGCGAAACGGUGGCCAAGACCCCUCCCCAGGCUGUGCAGCCAAGCCCCAGCCUGAGUAAAUUUUUUGGUGAUCCUGCCAACACUAAUUCCUUGGCCUCGGACUUCUUUGAUUCAUUCACGACUUCCACUUUCAUUUCCGUCAGUAACCCCCAUGCAGGUUCUUCAGCUCCAGAAAAACUGUCUUCACUCUCCACUCCGGGGGGAGAAAGGUCCCCAGGUGCCGCUGAGCCUUCUCACUCCCCAGGGAUCGAAAAGUCAAAAGCGGGUGUUUCCCCAGCUUCUGUAGAAAUCCCUCAGUCUCCAAAACCGUUUUCACAGAUCCAGGCUGUGUUUGCGGGGAGUGAGGACCCCUUUGCCACAGCCCUGAGCAUGAGCGAGAUGGAUCGCAGAAGUGAUGCCUGGCUCCCCGGGGAGGGGACCAGGGACGUCCUGAUUUCAGUAGCCACCCAACAGUACAGCACAGUGUUCGUGGACAAGGAGAGCCUCACCAUGCCGGGCCUCAAGUUUGACAACAUCCAGGGGGAUGCAGUUAAAGACCUGAUGCUUCGCUUCCUGGGUGAGAGAGCCGCGGCGAAGAGACAGGUCUUAAAUGCUGAGUCCGUAGAGCAGACUUUUGUUGGGUUGAAACAGCUAAUCAGCUGCAAAAACUGGAGGGCAGCGGUUGACCUGUGCGGGCGCCUUCUCACAGCCCACGGCCAAGGCUACGGCAAGAGCGGGCUGCCCACCAGCCACACGGCAGACUCCUUACAGCUUUGGUUUGUGAGGCUGGCACUGCUGGUGAAGCUGGGCCUUUUCCAGAAUGCCGAGAUGGAGUUUGAGCCCUUUGGAAAUCUGGACCAGCCCGAUCUCUAUUACGAGUACUACCCUCACGUAUACCCUGGGCGAAGGGGCUCCAUGGUCCCCUUUUCAAUGCGGAUCUUACACGCAGAGCUUCAGCAAUACCUGGGCAAUCCACAGGAGUCCCUGGACAGACUGCACAAAGUGAAGGCCAUCUGCAGCAAGAUCCUAACAAAUUUGGAGCAAGGCUUAGCUGAAGACGGAAGCAUGAGCAGCAUCACACAGGAGAACAGACAAGCCUCCAUUCAGCUGUGGCGGUCCCGACUGGGCCGGGUGAUGUGCUCCAUGGCAAACUGCCUGCUCCUGAUGAAGGACUAUGUGCUGGCUGUGGAUGCUUAUCACUCGGUUAUCCAGUAUUACCCAGAGCAGGAGCUACAGCUGCUCAGUGGCAUCGGCCGGAUUUUCCUUCAGAUUGGAGACAUCAAAACAGCUGAGAAGUAUUUUCAAGACGUGGAGAAAGUAACCCAGAAACUGGAUGGACUACAAGGCAAGAUAAUGGUUUUAAUGAACAGAGCGUUCCUUCACCUCGGUCAGAAUAACUUUGCAGAAGCCCACAGAUUCUUCACAGAAAUCCUCAGGAUUGACCCAACAAAUGCCGUGGCCAACAACAAUGCCGCCGUGUGUCUGCUCUACCUGGGCAAACUCAAGGACUCCCUCCGGCAGCUGGAGGCCAUGGUCCAGCAGGACCCCAAGCACUACCUGCAUGAGAGCGUGCUCUUCAACCUGACCACCAUGUAUGAGCUGGAGUCUUCUCGCAGCAUGCAGAAGAAGCAGUCCCUGCUCGAGGCGGUCGCCGGCAAGGAGGGGGACAGCUUCAACACCCAGUGCCUCAAGCUUGCAUAGGAGGACACUCACUCUCUGGAGCCCCCGGGGCCUCUGAAUGGUGGACACGGGAGCUAAUAGAUGAACACAACUGACAAAGUCGAUAAAAUCUUUCACGAGUGCCAGGGAGCAGUCUUCUUCAUCCGGAGCCAUGCGGAGG